Messenger RNA from Myripristis murdjan (pinecone soldierfish), 9668 nucleotides. It is a transcript of the gene flna, whose product is annotated as filamin A, alpha (actin binding protein 280). The record is from RefSeq and is a predicted model, not a curated record. The transcript is spliced from 48 exons. Gene Ontology annotation, molecular function: actin filament binding. Bases 459 to 8018 code for a protein of 2519 amino acids. Lineage: Eukaryota; Metazoa; Chordata; Actinopteri; Holocentriformes; Holocentridae. Gene Ontology annotation, biological process: actin cytoskeleton organization.
CUGAUACUUUACCACUUUACCAAUUAAGGCUCUCACUGUAGAGGACCGUGAGAGAGAAAGAGAGGGAGAGAGAGAGAGGAGAGAAGCAGAGGUAGAAAAGAGCAAAAGAGCGGAGGGACUAUCUCUUUCUUCCUUCUCACCACCAGUAACAACCAUUACACCCAUUUCCCCUCACCGGGACCGCGCAUGGGGAGGGAGGUCCGGGAUCACGGCGCACACACACACACAUACACUCUGUGAUCAAGCUGACGCACUGAUUGAGCGGAGCGGAGAGACGCGGGACACUCACCGACCACACACACACCAGUUGAACAUACAACGGGGAAAACUUCACAGAGAGAGAAAGAGAGAGAGGGAGCAGCCCCGCAAAGUUGAGCAGACUCCACCCUAAAAAAAAAAAAAAAAAAAAAAAAAAAAAAAUCCAGCCAGCGAACGGAGACGCAGCCGAGACCAUAAAAAUGAGUGGUUCCCACCCCCGGCUCCACCAGAGCGCCGCGCCUGCUCCCAACGCUUUCUCCCCGGACAAGGACGCAGAAAUGCCCGCCACGGAGAAGGACCUGGCCGAGGACGCGCCGUGGAAGAAGAUCCAACAGAACACCUUCACCCGCUGGUGCAACGAGCAUCUGAAAUGCGUCAACAAGCGGAUCGCCAACCUGCAGACGGACCUCAGCGACGGGCUGCGGCUCAUCGGGCUCCUGGAGGUCCUGUCCCAGAAGAAGAUGUUCAGAAAGUACAACCAGAGGCCCACCUUCCGCCAGAUGCAGCUGGAGAACGUGUCGGUCGCCCUGGAGUUCCUGGACAAGGAGAACAUCAAGCUGGUGUCCAUAGACUCUAAAGCCAUCGUCGAUGGGAACCUGAAGCUGAUCCUGGGUCUGAUCUGGACGCUGAUUCUGCACUACUCCAUCUCCAUGCCCAUGUGGGACGAGGAGGAGGAGGCGGACGAUGGCAAGCAGAAGACACCCAAGCAGAGGCUGCUGGGAUGGAUCCAGAACAAACUGCCCGAGCUUCCCAUCACCAACUUCAGCAAGGACUGGCAGAGUGGCCGUGCCCUGGGGGCGCUGGUCGACAGCUGCGCUCCAGGUCUGUGUCCUGACUGGGACCAGUGGGAUCAGAGCAAACCAGUCGACAACGCCCGUGAGGCCAUGCAGCAAGCCGACGACUGGCUGGGAAUCCCACAGGUGAUAACCCCAGAAGAGAUUGUGGACCCCAAUGUGGACGAGCACUCAGUCAUGACCUACCUGUCCCAGUUCCCCAAGGCCAAACUGAAGCCUGGCGCACCACUGCGACCCAAACUCAACCCUAAGAAGGCCCGCGCCUAUGGGCCAGGUAUCGAGCCUGUUGGUAACGUUGUGAUGAAGAAGGCCGUGUUCACCGUUGAAACCAUCAGCGCCGGAAUGGGUGAGGUGCUGGUCUAUGUGGAGGACCCCGCAGGGCACAGAGAGGAGGCUAAAGUGACAGCUAACAACGAUAAGAACCGCACCUACUCAGUCUUCUACAUCCCCAAAGUCACAGGCAUGCACAAGGUGACAGUGUUGUUUGCGGGACAGCACAUCUCCAAGAGUCCCUUCGAGGUGGACAUUGGCAUGGCCCAGGGAGACUCCAGCAAGGCCACAGCCCAGGGGCCGGGACUCGAGGCCUCAGGAAACAUCGCCAACAAAUCCACCUACUUUGAUGUCUACACGGCAGGUGCCGGUGUCGGGGAGGUCGAGGUCGUGAUCAUGGACCCGGCUGGUAAGAAGAACACGGUGGAGUGCACCAUCGAGGACAAGGGCAACAGUAGCUACCGCUGCACCUACAAACCCACCCAGGAGGGCCAGCACACCAUCUACGUCACCUUCGCCGGGGGUCAGAUCAGCAAGAGCCCCUUCACUGUCAACGUGGGCGAGGCAUGUAACCCCAGCCUCUGCAGGGCCAAGGGUCGCGGGCUGCAGCCAAAGGGCCUGAGGGUGAAGGAGACCGCAGACUUUAAGGUCUACACUAAAGGAGCCGGCACUGGAGAGCUCAAAGUCUCCAUCAAAGGCCCCAAGGGGCUUGAGGAGCCAUGCAAGAGGAAGGAUCUAGGAGACGGAGUGUACGGUUUUGAGUAUUACCCCACCACUCCUGGAACCUACAGCAUCACCAUCACCUGGGGAGGACAGCACAUCCCACGCAGUCCCAUCGAGGUGAAGAUCGGCGCCGAGGCCGGCCAGCAGAAGGUGAGAGCUUGGGGUCCCGGACUGGACGGAGGCGUGGUUGGCAAAUCUGCUGACUUCGUGGUGGAGGCAGUCGGAGACAACGUAGGCACACUGGGUUUCUCUGUGGAGGGUCCGUCUCAGGCCAAGAUCGAGUGCGACGACAAGGGCGACGGCUCCUGUGACGUGCGCUACUGGCCGACAGAGCCUGGCGAGUACGCUGUGCACGUGCUCUGCAACAACGAAGACAUCCAGCACUCCCCCUUCAUGGCCGAGAUCGUCAACCCACCAGGGAAAGACUUCCACCCCGACAAGGUGAAGGCCUACGGUCCAGGCCUGCAGAGCAGUGGUCUGGCUGUUGGAAAGCCAACCGAGUUCACAGUUGAUGCCAAGCAAGGAGGCAAAGCCCCUCUGAAGAUUGUUGCUCAGGAUGGCGACGGCACUCCUUUGGACGUUCAGGUGAAAGACAACGGCAACGGGACGUACACCUGCACUUACACCCCGCGUAAACCUGUCAAACACACUGUCAUGGUCUCCUGGGGAGGAGUCAACAUCCCUGACAGCCCCUUCAGGAUGAACAUCGGAGCUGGCUGCCAUCCUAACAAGGUGAAGGUUUCAGGACCCGGCGUGGCCAAGACCGGCCUGAAGGCCUUCGAGCCAACUUACUUCACCGUCGACUGCGCAGAGGCUGGUCAAGGUGACAUCAGCAUAGGAAUCAAGUGCGCCCCCGGUGUGGUGGGACCCGCCGAGGCCGACAUCGACUUCGACAUCAUCAGGAAUGACAACGACACCUUCACCGUCAAAUACACCCCUCCUGGUGCAGGCAGCUACACCAUCAUGGUGCUGUUCGCUGACCAGGCCAUUCCCAUGACUCCCAUCAGGAUCAAGGUGGACCCGUCGCAUGAUGCCAGCAAAGUGAAGGCAGAGGGACCAGGACUUAACCGCAGUGGUGUUGAGCUGAACAAGCCCACUCACUUCACUGUGACCACCAAGGGAGCAGGCAAAGCGAAGCUGGACUGCAACUUCAGCGGCCCGGCCAAAGGAGAGGCAGUCAAGGACUUUGAAAUCAUCAACAACCACGACAACACGCAGACUGUCAAAUACACACCUGUGCAGCAGGGUCCUUUGGGAAUUGCUGUGACCUAUGGAGGAGAUCACAUUCCCAAGAGCCCCUUCAACGUUGCCGUGGCGCCCACGCUGGACCUCAGCAAGAUCAACGUCGCAGGCCUGGGUGACAAGAUGACUGUAGGCAAGGACCAGGAAGUGACUGUGAAGACAAAGGGUGCUGGUGGUCAGGGCAAGGUCGGCGCCAAGGUGACUGGCCCGUCAGGGAAGCCAGUGGCCAGCAAGGUGGAGCCAGGCCUGAGCCCAGAGACCAGCCAGGUGAAGUUUAUCCCCCGGGAAGCUGGGCCAUACCAGGUUGAGCUGACGUAUGAUGGAGUUCCCAUCCCUGGGUCUCCCUACACACCCACAGCCUACCCUGCCACAGACCCCUCCAAGGUGCGUUGCUCUGGCCCAGGCCUGGAGCGCGCCAAGGUGGGCGAGACGGGAGAGUUCGUCGUGGACUGCACCAACGCCGGUCCGGCCGAGCUGACCAUCGAGAUCAUCUCCGACAGCGGGACCGAGGCAGAGGUCCACAUCCAAGACAACGGAGACGGCACCUACACCAUCACCUACAUCCCCCUCUACCCUGGCUCCUACACCCUCACCAUCCGCUACGGUGGCCAGGAUGUGCCAAACUUCCCCGCUCGGCUCAACGUGGAGCCUGCAGUCGACGCCAGCGGAGUCCGUGUGUUCGGACCCGGAGUGGAGGGCAAAGGUGUUUUCCGUGAGGCGACCACCGACUUCACUGUGGAUGCUCGCGCUCUCACACAGACCGGAGGCGACCACAUCAAAACCGUCAUCAGCAACCCCUCCGGCAGCCGCACGGAUUCCCUGAUCACCGACCUGGGAGAUGGAACCUACAACGUGGAGUACACUCCCUACGAGGAGGGCCCCCACAGUGUGGAGGUUUCCUACGAUGGCUCUCCUGUGCCCAAAAGCCCGUUCCGUGUUGGUGUGACCGAGGGCUGCGAUCCGGCACGUGUGCGUGUGCACGGUCCCGGCCUGAAGGGUGGCAUCACCAACAAACCCAACAAGUUCACAGUGGAGACCCGCGGAGCAGGCACUGGUGGUCUUGGUCUGGCAGUGGAGGGUCCAUCAGAGGCCAAAAUGUCCUGCACUGAUAAUAAGGAUGGCAGCUGCAGCGUGGAGUACAUCCCCUAUGAGCCUGGCACGUACAACCUCAACAUCACCUACGGCGGCCAGCCCAUCACAGGCAGCCCGUUCUCAGUGCCAGUCAGUGACACAGUGGACAGCACCAAGGUGAAGUGCCAGGGUCCAGGCCUGGGCAACAACGUCAGAGCCAACAUCCCUCAGGCGUUCACAGUGGACGCCUCCAAAGCUGGAGUGGCCCCGCUGCAGGUCCGCGUACAGGGACCCAAAGGAGUGGUGGAGCCUGUGGAGGUGGUGGAUAACGGAGACCAGACCCACACAGUCAACUACGUUCCCACCAGGGAGGGCCCCUAUUCUAUCAACGUACUCUACGCUGAUGAGGAGAUCCCACGCAGUCCCUACAAGGUGAAGGUGCUGCCCACCCACGAUGCCAGUAAGGUGCGUGCCAGUGGACCAGGCCUCAACACCACCGGGGUGCCCGCCUCUCUGCCCGUCGAGUUCACCAUCGAUGCUAAAGACGCUGGGGAGGGACUGCUGGCUGUGCAGAUUACCGACCCAGAAGGGAAGCCCAAGAAGGCCAACAUCCGAGACAACCACGACGGCACCUACCUGGUGUCCUACGUGCCUGACAUGACCGGCCGCUACACCAUCCUCAUCAAGUAUGGCGGCGACGAGAUCCCGUAUUCUCCUUACAGGAUCAGGGCCCUGCCUACCGGAGACGCCAGCAAGUGCACUGUCACAGUCUCAAUCGGCGGUCACGGUUUAGGAGCCGGCGUCGGCCCCACGAUUCAGAUCGGCGAGCAGACGGUGAUCACCGUGGACGCCAAGGCCGCCGGGAAAGGCAAGGUGACGUGCAGCGUGUGCACGCCCGAGGGGGCGGAGCUCGACGUGGACGUGGUGGAGAACGAAGACGGCACGUUUGACAUCUUCUACACGGCGCCGCAGCCCGGCGAGUAUGUCAUCUGUGUCCGCUUCGGAGGGGAGCACAUUCCCAACAGCCCCUUCCAGGUCACGGCGACAGACAGACCAAUGGGAAUGAAUGGUCUGGAUGUGGCAGGGCUGAGACCGUUUGACCUGGUCAUCCCCUUCACCAUCCAGAAAGGAGAGAUCACAGGUGACGUCCGUAUGCCAUCAGGCAAAGUGGCCAAGCCUGAUAUCACAGACAACAAGGAUGGCACUGUUACCGUCAAGUACGCCCCCACCGAGGCUGGUCUGCACGAGAUGGACAUCAAAUAUGACGGCAUCCACAUCCCUGGCAGUCCACUGCAGUUCUACGUGGACUAUAUGAACAGUGGUAAUGUCAGUGCCUAUGGCCCUGGCCUCAUCCACGGGACUGUCAACAAGCCUGCUGUCUUCACUGUUAACACUAAAGAUGCUGGAGAGGGCGGUCUGUCCCUGGCCAUUGAGGGCCCGUCCAAGGCGGACAUCAGCUGUGUGGACAACCAGGACGGGACCUGCACCGUGUCCUACCUGCCUGUCCUGCCCGGAGACUACAGCAUCCUGGUCAAAUACAACGACAAGCACAUCCCCGGCAGCCCCUUCUCUGCAAGGAUUACUGGUGAUGACUCCAUGAGGAUGUCCCAUCUGAAGGUGGGAUCAGCCGCUGAUAUCCCGCUGGACAUCGGAGAGCUGGACCUCAGCCAGCUGACCGCCUCCCUGACCACGCCGUCGGGCCGCGAGGAGCCCUGCCUGCUGAAGAUGCUGCGUAACGGACACGUCGGUAUCUCCUUCGUUCCCAAGGAGAUCGGAGAGCACCUGGUGAACAUCAAGAAGAACGGCCGGCACAUUCCCAGCAGCCCUAUCACCGUGAUGAUCAACCAAUCAGAGAUAGGCGAUGCCAGCCGCGUGCGUGUGAGCGGCCAGGGCCUGAGCGAGGCCAGGACCUUCGAGCCCGCUGAGUUCAUCAUCGACACUCGGGAUGCAGGCUACGGCGGCCUGAGUCUGUCCAUCGAGGGCCCCAGUAAAGUGGACAUCAACACUGAGGACCAGGAGGACGGUACCUGCAAGGUCACAUACUGCCCCACUGAACCCGGAAACUACAUCAUCAACAUCAAGUUCGCUGACCAACACGUGCCAGGGAGUGCGUUCACAGUGAAGGUAACAGGCGAGGGCAGGAUGAAGGAGAGCAUAACCAGGAAGAGGAGGGCAGCGUCGGUCGCCAAUGUCGGCAGCCAGUGUGACCUCAGCCUCAAAAUCCCAGAGAUCAGCAUAGCAGACAUGACAGCCCAGGUGACCAGCCCGUCUGGCCAGAUCCACAAAGCUGACAUUAUGGAGGGAGAGAACAACACCUACUGCAUCCGUUUCGUCCCCACUGAGACGGGUGUACACACAGUGUGUGUGAAGUACAACGGCAUGCAUGUGCCUGGCAGCCCCUUCCAGUUUACUGUGGGCCCCCUGGGAGAGGGAGGGGCACACAAGGUCCGUGCCGGAGGGCCCGGCCUGGAGAGAGCUGAGGCUGGAGUGCCAGCUGAAUUCAGCAUCUGGACAAGGGAGGCUGGAGCUGGAGGCCUCAGUAUUGCUGUGGAGGGGCCGAGCAAGGCUGAAAUUGCCUUCGAGGACCGCAAGGACGGCUCCAGUGGAGUGUCCUACAUCGUACAGGAGCCUGGAGACUACGAGGUGUCAAUUCGUUUCAACGACGAGCACAUCCCUGACAGCCCCUUCGUCGUCCCUGUUGCGUCGCCAUCAGACGACGCUCGACGCCUCACUGUUGCCAGUCUUCAGGAGUCGGGCUUGAAGGUGAACCAGCCGGCGUCGUUUGCCGUCAGCUUGAACGGUGCAAAGGGUGUUAUCGACGCCAAGGUCCACAGCCCCUCUGGAGCCUUGGAGGAAUGCUGCGUCACUGAGAUCGACCAAGAUAAGUACGCAGUACGGUUUAUUCCCAGAGAAAAUGGUCUCUAUCUGAUUGAUGUGAAGUUCAAUGGCAGCCACAUCCCUGGCAGUCCGUUUAAGAUUCGCGUUGGAGAGACGGGCCAGGCUGGGGAUCCUGGGAUGGUGUCGGCCUAUGGACCAGGCCUGGAGGGAGGCACCACAGGAACUGCCUGUGAAUUUGUGGUGAACACCAGCAAUGCAGGAGCCGGGGCCUUGGCUGUGACCAUUGACGGGCCCUCUAAGGUGAAGAUGGACUGUGUGGAGUGCACUGAGGGCUACAGGGUCACAUACACCCCAAUGGCCCCUGGAAACUAUCUCAUCUCCAUCAAAUAUGGUGGACCUUACCACAUUGUUGGAAGCCCCUUCAAGGCCAAGAUCACUGGUUCCAAGUUGGUGUCCAGCCACAGUCUGCAUGAAACCUCUUCUGUGAUGGUUGAUCCUGUGACUCGCGCCAUCAGCUGCUCUCAGCAGGGCGCUCCCGCCCAGUCAGACGCCAGCAAGGUCACAGCCAAGGGCCUGGGCUUGACCAAGGGCUUCAUCGGACAGAAGAACAGCUUCAGCGUCGACUGCAGCAAAGCAGGACGUAACAUGCUUCUGGUUGGCGUGGACGGUCCCAAGGUGCCCUGUGAGGAGAUCCUCGUGAAACACUUGGGCAACCGCAUAUACAACGUCAGCUACCAGCUCAAAGAGAAGGGAGAGUACAUCCUGGUGGUCAAGUGGGGGGACGAACACAUCCCUGGCAGCCCCUACCACAUCACUGUCUAAAAUCCAAUGCCGCGAAGCAGAACAAGAAACUUACUAUACCACUGUUAAACAGCUGAAAUUCUGUCUAGAAUCUUUUCAUUGUUUACAAAUCCAGUCCCUUUCAUGGUAAAAAUCAAACCAAUAAGAUCUCUGGCUUUUUACUCCUUAUUUUAUCGCCGUUUAACCCAAUAGAAAACAAACUCUGACGUCAGUGUUUACCUUCAGCCAGAUUUCCUAGUUUUGCAGAUCGGAAUUUUAAAUCCAACACCUUCACACUUCACUGUAAGCAGCCAGUCUUAUUUUAAAUCCAAAAUCUCCCAAAGAUGAAUGCAUAGACACUGAAUACUCCUCUCUUCCUCAGUCACUCCAUUUCUCUUUCCAUCCCUCCCCUCGUCACGUCCUCAAGCAGAUUUAGAGAGGGGAAACAUGCACCUUUUUAUUACUGUAAACUAGCAGUGAAUUGUGCCUUAGGCUUUUUACAUGUUCAAUCGUGGACACUAGUGGACAUUGGUGGCUGGUUGGCCUGUAGUUUUCGUCUGUAGAGUUAGAAUUUGUAGAGUUAGGAUAGCUUAGCAUAGAGUAGCAGCGCUGAUAUCGGCCCGGCCGAGCCUAGCAUGGGAUGGAGGGUUACACUCAAUGGCUACCCUUUAUAUAUAGUGGAUACAAGCAAUUUUACAAUCAUAGGACUUCAACCAAAGACCGUCAGAAAGAUGACGCGAUGUAUCCAAGACUCUUAUACCUCCCUUACUUAGUCCUUUGUGCGUGUACAAUGUGUAAAAGUACUUUUAUGCAUGCCUCACACGCAUAAUGAUACACUUUGAUAUUAGUCCUAUGUUUGAUCAGGCUUAUCUGCUAUUUAUAGAGGGGUAGUUUUUGCAGUGUUGAAACCCAGUAAAAGCUCAGUGCUGGCCCAGUGUGUGUUGUUCAUGAUGCUCUUUAACUAACCUAGUUGUUUUACCUGCUGCUAGUGUGAUCCAGUUUUAGGCACUGCUGUUCUUCAAACCGUAAUAUGGAUUAGCGUGAUGAUUGCAAAGGACUAGAGGUGUGGUAACGUGAAUCGAGAGGCUAGUGACAGGAGAAAAAUGUAGCACAGGCCGAGGACACUCCUGGUUUGUCUCACACACGCUCUCUCAGCGAUGCUUAGGCUGCCUGUGUGGUUUACGCGUGAUCCAAACAUGCACUGUGCAUGUUCAUUAGGUCCUAAAGCUCAUUCUUCAGAUACAGAAAGCCUCUGACUCAGAAUAACAUCGACUAAGCUGAAACUUAAGAUAUGUGUUGUUGUGGUGGUCCACUUUGAGUAUGGAGAUGUUGCAUAUAAAUUAACUGGUUCAAAAAGGGAACUUUGUAGAGUUGUGCUGGACAGAAGGGCUGAAGAUGAUAUUGUGAACUGUCAUGUCCUUAAACACAAUGACCAAAAAAAACAAAAAACAAAACAAAACAAUUGAGAACAAAUGUUGCUUUGUUUUUCUGCUAAAUGUCUGUAAUUUGCCCCUCCAUCCACCCACCCCUCCCUUCAUCCUUCCAGCUCUUUUGGCUUUGUGUGUACUCAGUAUUUCAGAGCGAAAAAUGAAUCUUGUCUUAAAUAAAUAAUAAUAAAAAGGCUUUAAAAGUGUUUGUAAGACUUACAGUAUUUUGAUACACAAUAAAGUUGUCUUAAGUAUUUUUCUGUCA